Molecule: messenger RNA, 5848 nt
Organism: Mirounga angustirostris (Northern elephant seal)
Lineage: Eukaryota; Metazoa; Chordata; Mammalia; Carnivora; Phocidae
Product: probable transmembrane reductase CYB561D1
Exons: 3
Coding region: 180-869 (229 amino acids)
Molecular function (GO): transmembrane monodehydroascorbate reductase activity; heme binding
Source: RefSeq, a predicted model, not a curated record
GGGCUGUCCAGGGCCGGCGCGCUUUCCCCCCAGCCCCCAGAGGGCGCUGUGGGCGAGGCCGCCGUAUUGCCGGCGGCGGCCGGGGGAGGGGCCUCUCCCGCCGCUGCGGCCGCCUCCGCGAGCGCAAACCCGGAAGGCGCGCUCCAGCUGCUGGGAGUGUUCGCCGGCCCGGCCCGGCCAUGCAGCCCUUGGCGGUAGGUCUGGUUCCCGCUCCGACGAGGGAGCCGAGACUGACCCUCUGGCUGCGGACAGGCAGUGGGGUCUUGGUGCACCUGGUGGCUUUAGGCUUCACCAUCUUUAUGGCUGUGUUGUCCCGGCCAGGAACCAGUCUUUUCUCCUGGCACCCGGUAUUCAUGGCCUUGGCGUUCUGCCUCUGCAUGGCUGAGGCCAUCCUGCUCUUCUCGCCUGAACACUCCCUGUUCUUCUUCUGCUCCCGAAAGGCCCGGCUCCGACUCCACUGGGCAGGGCAGACGCUAGCCAUCCUCUGUGCAGCCCUGGGCCUGGGCUUCAUCAUCUUCAGCAGGACCCGCAGCGAGCUGCCCCACCUGGUGUCCUGGCACAGCUGGGUCGGGGCUCUGACCCUGCUUGCUACUGGUGGUCAGGCACUGUGUGGGUUCUGUCUCCUGUGUCCUCGGGCAGCCAGGGUCUCAAGGGUGGCUCGCUUCAAGCUCUACCAUCUGACUUGUGGACUGGUGGUCUACCUGAUGGCUACAGGAACGGUGCUCCUGGGCAUGUACUCGGUGUGGUUCCAGGCCCAGAUCAAAGGCACAGCCUGGUACCUGUGCCUGGCACUGCCCCUCUAUCCGGCCCUGGUGAUCAUGCACCAGAUCUCCAGCUCCUACUUGCCAAAGAAGAAAAUGGAAAUGUGAGUUCCUGCGAACUCUGAAUGUAGGUGGGACACUUGCCUCGGACUCAAAUGUUCCCUUUGGUGACCUUCAGGGGAUCCAUUUCAGAAGUGGUAGGGUUUUUGUACUUUUUAGCUGGGUCGGGGGCUGCAGAAACCCAAACUGCUAUUUCUGAUGACUACUCAGUGGGCCGAAAUGGGGAAGUAUAGUGGGUGCAUUGGAAGGUGAUGGGGGCGGGGGGCUUGAUCUUGAAGCCUCCACUCGAUGGGAGACGGAAGUGUUGGGUGGUGGUGGUGAUGGUGUUCGCAGUCAUUUCUUGCCUGUGUAUCCGAUGGAGAAUUGGGUUCUGGUAACUUAUGAAUGACAGCAGUGGUUUUUGAGGUCUUCAGGAAAGCAGUGUGGAGAGAGACCCUGGGUUAUGGUUCCUGUAGGAUCUAUUGGGCAAACGGGGCGCCUGGGUGGCUCAGUUGGUUAAGGAUCUAUUGGGCAACCUUAGGAAGUCACGUGUCUCGGGACCAGUUUCCGCAUCCGUGUCGUGGAUGUGUUUCUAAACAGUCUCCAGCAUUCAGUGUCUAUCAGGUUGAUGCCACAGAACACACUCCCCACUCUGGACCACGGGCUGGACCACUAAGCCGACUCAGGACGUCAUUCCCUCUGCAGGGACAGGUCUGCCCUCGUGGCCUUCCAGGAAUCUGCCGAUUGGGCUCCUGGACUAGGGCACAGGGGGUCAGGCACUGUGGAGAGAAGAGUCCCAGAUGAGGCUCUCUUGAACUCCAAGACAAUUAAAAGCACUAAAGUCACUUUAAAGCUUUUGUAGGAACAGAAGGGCAUUGGCUUCAGCAAGCCUCUGGCUCCUGGCUGGGCUUCUUAGCUCAGUGCAGAACGUCUUCAGCCCACCUCAGAAUCUGGGCUUGAGGGCUGCAGGACAUGAGCGAGCGCCUUUCCCUCCAGGCGUUCGGAGCGCUACAGCAGUCCUGAGCACCUCCGAGCCCUCCCUAGGGCUCAGGUACUUGCCCUAGCACAUAGCUUUGUGGAGGUAUUCCAAAGCUUUCAGAACAAAAUAAGAGCUAGGAAGUGGGGUAGGGCUUUUCUGAUCUAGGAAAAACAAAGUCUCCCUGGUUCCCCUUCUCAGCUAAGCUCUUCUCAGUUGCCGUCUCUUGCCAGCUCUUCGGCCCAGAGGGGGCUGAGUGUGGCGCCAGCUGGCAAAAAAGGGCUGGGCCCUCUUUCCUGCAGAAACCCCCUCCUUGUUCCAAACUGAAGGUAGUUCCCCAGACUGCCCUUAGUGGUGAGCUGGGUGCCAGACUGGUUAACAGUGGUCUGGCUGGGUCAGGGUGGGGGGGGGGGGCACGGGGAUGGGACCUCCAUAGAUCAUGGCAAGGACUGAAGACAGCCACGCCAGGAAAGCCGGUGUUGAGGCGGGUAGACAGCUCAGUGGAAGCUCUGGGAGGCCUGGGUGUAGGGGCUGGAGCCCCAGGUCCCGGGAGCAGGGCAGGUUCCUAGAAGGCAGUAAUUUGGAUGCCCCAGGUCUUCCUAAGAUUUAAGACCUCCCUCUCUGACUGGUUCAGAAGCAAGGAGAUUGGUAUGGUUUAACAAUCCAGGAAUGGGGACUGCAAGGGCAGAAGUAUCCUCUGAGUGGAUCUCACUUGGUCAGAUGGCGUCUCCCGGCAGCUCUCCAGACCCGGAGCAUCUAAAGGGGGAGAGGGGGGGGCUCUGCUCUUCAGAGGGUGAUUAUUCCUGUCUCCUUGCCUUCUCUCCCCUCUCAGACUACCCAGUGUGGUCUGAACUCGGAAGAGAUGGUUCCCUUUGCUCAGGGACUCCAUCUCCUCUCCCCCCGUCACAGCCAGUGCUGGGAGUCUCACUGUCUCCAGCAGGGUGACAGGGCGGGGUGAGGUUCACCAGCUGCCGCGAGCCAAGCAGCCAGGGCCCCAAAGCCUGAGCCUGCCCGAGGUGUUGCCUGCUCCCAGGUGGUGCGGGGGCUGCCGGGCGGGCUGACAGCCGGCAUUCUGCGGGGGCUGUGCCAGCUGAUGUCUAUUCCCAGCCCUCGGAGGAAGGGGGAAGUCAUUUAUAUUCCGCAGGAGGAAGGGGCCCCAGCUGGCACCUCUCUGACCAGGAGGCCUGGAGGGCAGGGGCACAGGGCCAAGAGGAGGGCACAGGUGGUCUUCUGCGGAGCCUGCUGACUGCAGUAUGGGGAGUAGGUCACCAGGAGGAGCCCUUCUUCCCGGGCGGCCAGAUUGUUGGGGGGGACUUCCCGCCCCCCUCCUCUGCGUCUCUCCCUGCAUCGCCACCUGCCCUCACAUCCUGGGGCAGCAGCUGGACAACCAUUAGACCUCAGUGCCAGGGCACUUUUCCUCCCGCUGGGAGCUGGGUGGCUGCCUGGUGCGUGCGCCUCCUGCUCGUGUGCGUGUCCUCCCCCCACCUGUCUGUAUCUCCCCAUCUGGGAUGUUAGCUGGGCACCUUGGCAGUGAGGCAGAGGCCUUGGGGGCAGGAAGCAAAUGGCUGCCCUUUUGCCCUUGUUCCCUGGCUGGGGAAAGAUGCUAGUAGUCACCCUGUUUUGCCUUUAAAAAAAAAAAAGCGGGGUGCUCAAAUAAAAAAAAUGCAUGUCAUUUGCACAAAUUUGCAUAUCAGGCUCACUAAGACUGGAUUCCAAAUAUGAUUAUAUUUCAGACUCAACCUUGAGGACAUUAGAAAUGUAGAUGUUUUUUGUAACCAAAUCCAAAUGGUAACAGGAUUACUGUUCUGGGUUCAGACCCCCACUCCCCACAAUCUUUCCCAGUAACCAUCUCUUCCCUGGAGCCCCCCACCGGGCUGGGGUUGGUGUUGAAUGGCAGGAGCUGUGUGUCUGGGGAAGCCUUCCAGCCUCACCUUGGCUGUUGAGCUGCAUCGAAGGUAAGCUGCUGUCCCUUGCCAGCCUGUUCCUCCUCUCCCUACCGGCCCCCAGGGCAGACUGCCCGUCCCAGUCCCUGACACCCCACCCUUCCACCUCCGUGCGUGGCCGCUCUGGGUCUUGUUUUUCAAACCUCACUGUGGGAGAUCCAGGCAUCCUCCCUGAGCCAGAUGGCUGCAGUGCCCAGGCCUGCUCAGAGUUAAUAAUAAUCAUUAGCUUCACCGCGCUGGGGCCUUUCAGCUCCAGAGCUCGAGGCACUUGCAGGCUGAGUCAGCCAGCCCUCACCUUCCCCCUCCUCCUGGGCUGCUGGAGUAUAAUGGAAUGGGGAGAGGAGGGGGGUUCAGAGGCUCACUUCCCAGCUGAGGCUUGAGGCUUCUUUCCUCUGGGAGUGGGCCCUGAGCACCCUCUGAGUACAUUGCUAAGGCCUUUUCACCUGACAAAGAUCAAGACGUGGGGAUCACAGUGUAGGCUCCUCUAGGUAUGCUGCCCUUCUGUUACCUGUCUUGACUUCCAGAGGACACCCCUGGCCCUGAUGCCCCAAUCUCAGCAUUUCUGGGGGCCCUCUGCAGGCUUAGGGAGCAGGGAGGCUUCUGGGUUAGUGCUCUGUUGCCCCUGUGUUUGGUUGACGUAAGAGCCCGUGUCUCAGGCAGCAAAAAGCGCACUGACCCGGGAGCCAGGAAAGCUGCAGUCUGGGUUUGGUCGGCUCCUAACAAUGGUGUGGCCAGAGGCAAACGGCUCCCUGCUCCACCUGCCUCACAGGGAUGUUGGGAGGGUCAGAGCAGAGAAUUUAUGUUAACAGGCGUUGGAAAGUCCAAAGCAUUAAACAAAUGGAAACAGGUGUGUUUACAAGUAUGUUCUUGUCCUUGACUCUCUCUUAAUCGGCCUGGCUCUGGGUUUGAUGCUACUUUUAGGGAGGCGAUCAACGGUUAUGGAUAAUGAUGCCUAGGGGACCCAAGUCUCAGAGAGGUUGUGUUGUUGGCCAUGGUAAGGGAACACACACACACACACACAUUUCCUCCUUCUAGAUGCAAGGUCAGCUGCGUGCACUCCGGUCAGGAAUGCCACCAAGGUUAUGAGCCUAGCGAAGCCAGCCCUAAGUGCUGCCUGCCUGGUGGUUUCAGGGCAUGGAGCUGAUUGUAAAUCUGGAAAUCAGUGCACUUGUCCCCUCGUCCAGCCUGAAGUUCCUGGAGCAGGUCACAAGUCUGUCUACAUCUCUCCUACCUAAUUCUGCGCUUCUGAAGGAAAAGUGCAGCAGACAAGCCAGGAAGGCAGGCGCAACAGUAAUGAACAUGACACUGCCCACCCCCCAUGCUGGUUUCCCCUGUAGCCCCAGGCUGAGCAAGGCCUGCCUCAGGCCCUCAUAACAGGCACUGGAGAUGCAGAGCUGUGACAUGUGUAGCUUGGUCACAGGCUCCUGGAGGAGGGUCACAGUCCCCUCCUCCUUACAGGGUUUUAUAGGAAUUAAAACACACAUACAUGCGCGUACACACACACACACACACACACCCAGGAAAGCAGUUCUAGUUCCAUGUGAAAUUCGGGGAAGGAUAGUUUCUGUUCCAUUUGUCUGAGGACUGCCAGCAGUCGGCCUGGGGUGCACACAGAGAGGCAGGAACCACAGCAGUGCAGAGGCUGGGUAUUGUGUAUUCAGGUUUUUAUCUUGUUUUUUCCCAACCUGGGACCCAGCAGUGAGACACUGGUCAGGUGGUGUGGGCAUGGCCCUGACAUGUCUCACCAGCACAGGCAUGGAGAAGACAGGUGACAAUGCAGAAGGACAGGGCCCCAGACUUGAGGGUGGUUUGAAGGAGACCGUUCUUAGCAUGGGGCUAAGCUUCAAGCAGACCCAAAAUACCUCCAGUAAGACAGCCUUCCCCCAGCCAUCCGCCCAGAAGGCUUGGCUAGUCCCCAAUGUACAGGGAAUAAGAGCCCCCGUUUUUAAUCUACCCGUUAUUGUCAGAAUUUCCCAGAUGAUUUUUUUAACCUCUGCUAAAAGCAGAUUAAAUAGCCACUUCAGGCCAUUCUGUGGUACCAGAGGAUUCAACUCUGAGUGUGCAUGAGGGGCCCCUAGCACCCCUCUUUUUUUUUUUAAAGAUUUUAUUUAUUUGAGACAGAAUGAGAG